AUGACCGACCCGAACCCAAACCUCCCGGCCCGAAAAAUCCCCGGCGACUACGGUCCCCCUUUCUUCGGGCCCAUCCGCGACCGCUUCCGCUACUUCUACACCGAGGGCGAGGCCCACUUCUUCCGGGCCCGAAUGCAAAAACACAACUCCACCGUAUUCCGCACCAACAUGCCGCCGGGCCCAUUCAUGGCCCGCGACCCACGCGUCAUAUGCCUCCUCGACGCCCUCAGCUUCCGCACCCUCUUCGACAACUCCCGAGUCGAAAAACGCGACGUGCUCGACGGCACCUUCGUCCCCUCCACUUCCUUCACGGGCCGGGCCCGGGCCUGCGCCUACCUCGACCCGUCCGAGCCCAAGCACGCCCUCCUCAAGGCCUUCUUCCUCGACCUCCUCGCAAAAAGCCACCACAAAAUCGUCCCGUUGUUCCGCGAGUCGCUCGUCGGGCUUUUCUCGGGCCUCGAGGCCCGCGUCUCGUCCGGCGGGCCCUCGGGCUUCAACGACCUAAGCGACUCCAUCUCGUUCGAAUUCGUGUUCCGAUUGUUGUGCGACGGAAAAAGCCCGUCGGAAACCGAGCUCGGGCCCGACGGCCCGAAACUAGUCGACUUGUGGCUCUUCGCGCAACUCGCGCCGCUCGUCAAACUCGGGUUGAAGUUUGUCCCGAGCUUCCUCGAGGACCUAAUCCUCCACACGUUCCCGAUCCCGUUCGCGCUCGUGAAAAACGGCUACGCGAAGCUCUACCGAGCAUUCCGAGACUCGGCGGGCCCGCUCCUCGACGAGGCCGAGAAAUUAGGGUUCGGGCGAGACGAGGCAUGCCACAACCUCGUUUUUCUCGCCGGUUUCAACGCGUACGGAGGGAUGAAGGCUCUAUUCCCGAUUUUAAUCAAGUGGGUCGGCAGCGCGGGGGAAGCCCUGCACCGACAGUUGCGGGCCGAGAUACGGGCCGUGUUCGAACCGAACGGGCCCGUAACCCUAACGGGCCUCGACCAGUUGGUGCUCACGAAAUCGGUGGUUUAUGAGGCGUUGAGGCUCGACCCGCCCGUGCCGUAUCAGUAUGGGCGGGCGAAGUGCGACUUUGAUGUUCGGAGCCACGACUCGAGUUUCGAGGUGAAGAAAGGGGAGAUGUUGUUCGGGUACCAACCGUUUGCGACUCGGGACCCGAGGGUUUUCGAACGCGCGGACGAGUUUUGGGCGGAGAGGUUCGUGGGGGAUGGGGAGAGGUUGUUGGAGUACGUUUAUUGGUCGAAUGGGCCGGAGACGGAGGAUCCAGCGGUCGGAAACAAGCAAUGUCCCGGGAAGGGUAUGGUGGUAAUUUUGUGCAGGUUGAUGUUGGUGGAGUUUUUCUUGAGGUAUGAUACGUUUGAGGUUGAGGUUGGGAGGAAGAUGUUGGGUUGGGAUGUGAAGUUCAAAUCUUUGACUAGGGCUAGUGAUUGA
This is a messenger RNA of Striga asiatica, 1431 nucleotides long. Lineage: Eukaryota; Viridiplantae; Streptophyta; Magnoliopsida; Lamiales; Orobanchaceae. The record is from the annotation of a GenBank genome assembly.